This is a messenger RNA of Myxocyprinus asiaticus (Chinese sucker), 1019 nucleotides long. RefSeq names its product 28S ribosomal protein S7, mitochondrial. NCBI's taxonomy places the organism in Eukaryota, Metazoa, Chordata, Actinopteri, Cypriniformes, Catostomidae. The record is from RefSeq and is a predicted model, not a curated record. Bases 65 to 754 code for a protein of 229 amino acids. The transcript has 5 exons. Gene Ontology annotation, biological process: ribosomal small subunit assembly; translation. Gene Ontology annotation, cellular component: ribosome. Gene Ontology annotation, molecular function: structural constituent of ribosome; rRNA binding; mRNA binding.
AGAAAAUGUAAGAAGUGCGUGUCACCUAAACUGAUCUGAGACCAGACAUUAUCCCAUUCUAAAGAUGGCAGCCUCCAUCAGAUAUUUAUUGAAACCUUGGACACCGAGUGUGUGUUUCGUGAGAUGGAGUCGCUAUAAUCCGUACUAUCUGGAUCCUGAUCCCAGUAAAGAUGCUCUCACAGAUUCAGAAUCAGAUCUCAGUCCUGAAGAGAAAGAGCUGAAAGAACUUAAAACAGUGAGACCAAUAAAAGCAGCACUGUCAAGUGCCACAAGCUCCCCUUUCAAUGACCCUGUGAUAAGUAAGUUCAUCAACACCAUGAUGCAAGAUGGCAAAAAAAUACUUGCUAGAGGAAUCAUGACACAGACACUGGAGACCAUUAAGAGAAAACAGGUGGAGAAAUACCAUAAAUCUCCUCCAGCUAAAAGAGAAGAGAUUGAGUGUAAUCCGUACACCAUCUUCCAUCAGGCCCUGGAGAACUGCAAACCCAUCAUCGGCCUGGCCAGUAUUCAGAAAGGAGGAAAAUUUUACCAGGUGCCUGUUCCUCUCACGGAUAACCGCCGGCGUUUUCUGGCCAUGAAAUGGUUGAUCACAGAAUGCAGAGACAACAAACAUCGUCGCACGCACAUGUACGAAAAACUCUCCCAGGAGCUCCUGGCUGCCUUCGCCAACGAGGGAAACGUAGUGAAACGCAAACAUGACCUACACAAGAUGGCCGAAGCCAAUAGGGCAUAUGCCCACUACCGCUGGUGGUAGAGAAAGGGGAGAUCUGGACAAUUCCUACAUCAACGUGGGACCCUCUUGUUUAGACUGGCUGCAUUAAGGGUCUUGGUGGACAUUGCUUCAGACAUAAAAAGGACAUGGGUGUGUUUUUCCCGACUCAUAAAUAGAGAUUGUCUUUGUAUAAAAAUAAAGAAAGAUAAUAAAGCUAUAAAUAUUGUCACAUUUCCAAACUUGAGUUAGAAAAGGUGUCACAACGUCAUCUGUUGUACAUUCAAAUAAAAAGACAACUAAUCUAAGA